Messenger RNA from Salvelinus sp. IW2-2015, 2385 nucleotides. The record is from RefSeq and is a predicted model, not a curated record. NCBI's taxonomy places the organism in Eukaryota, Metazoa, Chordata, Actinopteri, Salmoniformes, Salmonidae.
AUGUCAGAGUUCUUUGAAAGUGAUCAUCCUCAGAUGUCUGACAAUUUCUCCAUGUCAGCUACCUACAGGGCCAUCUACAGCCAGCAGAGCAGCCAGCAGAGUAGCCAUGAUGAUGACUCCACUCGCUUCCUGACUCCCUUCAACCUAGAGGAGAGGUCUGACAGUGCAGCGGACAAGAUCAGCACUGCCAGUAACUCCAACAGGAGCACGCCCGCUUGCUCGCCCGUCUUGCAUCCUAAACGUUCGCGCUCGCCCACGCCCCAGAGCCUGGAGCCUGGUGAGAACAUGGUGGAGAAGGGCCACUCUGACCACUCUGACAAGUCCCCCUCCACCCCCGAGCAAGUGGUACAGCGAACCUACUCUCUGCAGUCCGCCCGCAGCGGAGGCAAGAACUCCAAGAAGAGCCAGAGCUGGUACAACGUGUUGAGCCCCACAUAUAAACAGCGUAAUGAGGACUUCAGGAAGCUCUUCAAGCAGCUACCGGACACAGAGCGACUCAUCGUGGAUUACUCCUGUGCCCUGCAACGAGACAUCCUCCUGCAGGGCCGACUCUACCUCUCAGAAAACUGGAUCUGUUUUUAUAGCAACAUCUUCCGCUGGGAAACGCUGCUGACUGUGAGGCUGAAGGACAUCUGCACCAUGACAAAGGAGAAGACAGCCCGCCUCAUCCCCAACGCCAUCCAGGUGUCCACAGACGGUGAGAAGCACUUUCUCACCUCAUUUGGAGCACGGGACAGGACCUACAUGAUGAUGUUCAGGUUGUGGCAGAAUGCACUGCUGGACAAACCCUUGUGCCCCAAAGAGCUAUGGCACUUUGUCCAUCAGUGUUAUGGCAACGAACUUGGUCUGACCAGUGACGACGAGGACUAUGUUCCCCCUGACGACGACUUCAACACCAUGGGGUUCUGUGAGGAGAUCCCUAACGAGGAGAAUGAGAUCAGUAAUGACAACUUGUCUAAGAGCAGUGCCGAGGCCAAGCACGAGGGCAGCCCACCAUCCAUACACAAGAAAUGCAUCAUCACCAACAGCACCAUCAGCUCGUCCAUCAGCAGCGAGCCCCUCUCUGUGAGUCUCAGCGACAUAAUAGAGUUUGACCUCCCUCCAGACGAAUACAUCGACUGCCUCCCUGACGGGGAGCUGCUGGCCUUGCCCCUGGUGCUGGAGCAGAGGCUAGCAGAGGCCAGCGGCCUGGUGCCCUCAACCUCCCUAGACUUCAACGACAAUGAAGACAUCCCCACCGAACUCAGCGACUCCUCAGAGACCCACGACGAGGCAGGGGAAGUGCAGGCCUUCCACGAUGACCUUAAAGGGAGACAGUACAUCGAUGAGGUUUACAAGUUCAGUGUGGACAAGAUGUACGACAUCCUCUUCACAGAAUCCCAGUUUAUGACCGACUUCAUGGAACAGCGCAGGUUCUCUGAUAUAGUGUUUCACUCCUGGAAGAAGGACGACGCAGCGGGGAACCAGACGAGAGAGAUCAUGUACACCAUCUCCCUGUCCAACCCGCUGGCCCCCAAGACAGCCACUGUCACAGAGACCCAGACACUGUACAAGGCCAGCCAUGAGAGUGAGUGCUACAUCAUCGAUGCUGAGGUCAUCACACACGACGUGCCCUACCACGACUACUUCUACACGCUCAACCGUUACAUGCUGACACGGGUGGCCAAGAACAAGUGCCGUUUAAGGGUGUCCACUGAGCUACGUUACAGAAAACAGCCAUGGGGAUUAGUGAAGGGCUUCAUCGAGAAGAACUUCUGGAGCGGGCUGGAUGAGAACUUCCGCCAUCUUGAGUUGGAGCUGUCGAAGGUGGAGGAUGUGGUGUUGGAGUCGGCCCGGCCCUCUCCCAAGGUCAAGGUGGUGAAGACGUCUGUGAGGCGGAGGAAAAGACCACUGGUCCAACUACGGAGCCAGCACCUGGACGACGCCCUCCUCAGCCCUGUCACCACGCCAACCGACGACGAGGUCAUCCACCGCAUCAAACAUGUGGGCGUGACAGGUUCCACUCAGACCAGGCACAUGCCUGAGCAACUCCCUGGAGGCUUUGCCCUCUACAGUGUCUCCAAACUGCUGCUCAUCAUCAGCUUUGUGUGAGUGCACUCUAUCUCACACACACUCCUACACACACACACACACACACAUACAGUAUACACACUCACUUUCAGAUCCAUCUUCAUAAUUUGUGUUUCAUUUGUAGUCGUCUCAGUUCAACUCUCUUUGAAAUCUUUAGUAGUUAAUCUGAUUCUGGGUUAAACAUUUGUUUGUUUUUGUUUGUGUUCUGAAUUUGAUUCCUCUCUCCUCUCCUCUCCUUMUAUUGCUUGCCAUAGGAUCUGUCUAAGGUACAUCUGUCUAAUGAUAAACCACUUAGCCCUGACUAGGAAACAUACU